Rasamsonia emersonii CBS 393.64 is the source of this 1140-nucleotide messenger RNA. RefSeq lists its product as uncharacterized. NCBI's taxonomy places the organism in Eukaryota, Fungi, Ascomycota, Eurotiomycetes, Eurotiales, Trichocomaceae. Gene Ontology annotation, cellular component: cytoplasm. Bases 1 to 1140 code for a protein of 379 amino acids. The transcript is spliced from 2 exons. The record is from RefSeq and is a predicted model, not a curated record.
AUGGCGGACUCUGCGCCCCAAUCCACGGCCGAUGGCACCCUGUACCUCUACACCUCCCUCACCGCAGGCUCCUCCCACAUUAUCACUGCCACCUCGCGACUCGAGACCAUCCUGAAAGCGAACAAGAUCCCUUUCCGCGCGAUUGAUGUGGCCACGGACGAGAAAGCCCGCAUGCUAUGGGGCCGCCGAUCCAAAGGCAGAAAGCUUCCGGGUCUGGUCAAAUACGGCAAUGUCGUAGGCGACUUGGAACAAAUCGAAGAGUGGAACGAAUACGGCGAACUCAAGCAGCAAAUCGAGUCCAUCACGCACCUAGAUGCUCUCCCCGAACCCCGCGUGAACACCCCUGCCAACACGUCGGCCAAGCCUCCUACCCCUGCAGAGUCUCCAGCUCCAGCUCCAGCCACCCCGAAGCCGACGAGUAGCUCGCCACAUAUCCAGAUCCAGACUCCUCCCAGCAAGAACGACGUGAAGGAUGACCACAUUGCGCUGGCACUGCGGCAGGCCGGCGAGGAGGCCGCGUCCAAGGCGAAGGAAAAUGCCCGUGCGAAACUAGGAACCAAGCCUCCCAGCAAGGAGGGAGACGGCAAACUGCCGCCCACGUCGAAGCCCGAAGCGAAAGCCACCGAGCCCGUCGGGAAAGUGGAUGCGAAGGAUGUCGAGGGCCGACAGCCGGGGGUGCCGGUCUCAGAUGCAGACCAAGGACAACACCGACAAUCAGUCGCGCCCGCUCCGGAAAUUGUCGCUCCUCCCCAGAGACCAUCGUUGGAAAGCGAGUGCGCUGCCGUCUCGAGUGCCAACUUCCGCGCCGAGAACGCCGAGACGCUGGGUCUCGUGGGACAUCAUCGCGGGUCUAUUGUCUCUGCGACGUCGAAGGAGGAAAAGGACCAGGUGGCUCGCGAUCUGCGCGACUCAGUCUCGCAGCCAGUCGCCGAUGGGGAUCUUCAAGAGUUGCGAAGCUCAGCGAACAAGGGGCAGGAGGAGACGGUCGAGGAUGAAGAAGAAGAAGAAGGCGAAGGCAAGGCUGACGAGGAGAAGAAAGACACGGAUGGCCACAAGGUCUCAGGAGAGGAGACUAGUCCUAGCCCACAGCAGCAGGAUCCCAAGGCCGGAGAGCAGGCUGGUAUCAGUGUGAAAGACUAA